Linepithema humile (Argentine ant) is the source of this 2982-nucleotide messenger RNA. RefSeq names its product GPI ethanolamine phosphate transferase 1-like. The record is from RefSeq and is a predicted model, not a curated record. Gene Ontology annotation, cellular component: endoplasmic reticulum membrane. Gene Ontology annotation, molecular function: mannose-ethanolamine phosphotransferase activity. Gene Ontology annotation, biological process: GPI anchor biosynthetic process. NCBI's taxonomy places the organism in Eukaryota, Metazoa, Arthropoda, Insecta, Hymenoptera, Formicidae.
UGCUGUGCUGCGGUCUGUCAAUCAUGUGUCAAUUCUGAAAAUAUAAGAAACUGCCAAAAAUGUUUAUGAGAAAAUUUCUCGAUACUACAGAUCGCGAAUUAUUUUAUCCGAAAAAAUACAAGAAGCGAUGGCUCGAUACAAGCAACAAUUAUUUGUUUAGUUUAUGGGGGUUUAUUAUGCACUUGAUUUUACUGUGGGGUGUGCUCGAUGUUAAUUUUCAUUCGCCUAUUAUUAAAGAACUGCCAGUUGUACCGGCGCCACGCGGAGCACCGGCUAAAAGGCUGCUACUCUUCGUGGCAGAUGGUCUGAGGUUUCAUACAUUCAUAAAUAAGUCACCACCUUAUCUCAGGGAUGUAAUGGAAAAUAAGGGUGUAUGGGGAAUAUCUCAUACAAGGGUGCCCACAGAAUCAAGACCAGGACACGUCGCAAUCACUGCAGGAUUAUACGAGGAUCCUAGUGCCAUUUUCAAAGGAUGGCAGGAAAAUCCAGUGGACUUUGAUUCUGUCUUCAAUCAAAGCCAUACUACUUGGGCUUGGGGCAGUCCGGAUAUAAUUCCAAUGUUUACAAAAGGUAGCAAACAAAAUGUUCAUGGAAAGAGUUAUCCUUCCUCAUGGCAAGAUUUUGAUGCAAACUUGAAUAAUCAGACAACUCGUCUGGAUUCCUGGGUGUUUAACGCUUACUUAGAAUGGCUGCAGUCUUCAACAGCUGAAGCAGUGAGAAAUCAGGAUAAAAUCAUUUUGUUUUUUCAUCUGCUUGGCUGCGACACUCUGGGACAUGCUAAAAAACCAUAUUCCAGGGAGUACGUUGAAAAUAUGAACUACGUUGAUGAGAAAAUCAAAGAGACUGUGAAUCUGACAGAGCAUUUUUUUGGGAAGGGCACCACUGCUUACGUGUUCACAGCCGAUCAUGGAAUGACCGACUGGGGAUCUCAUGGCAGUGGCUUGCCAUCCGAAACGGAAACACCGUUAAUUGUUUGGGGAGCGGGAAUAAAAUCUUCCGGCUUUCGUCGAGAUGUCGAGCAAGCGAGUAUCGCUCCUUUGAUGGCAUCUCUAAUAGGAAUUCCUGUUCCUAUAAAUAACGAGGGUGCUCUACCGUGGCAAUAUUUCGAUACGGAUUAUCAGGAAUAUGUCGGACAUUCUUUACUCAGCAAUAUAAAGCAACUUAUGCAUCAAGUGACAGGAAAUCGUGCAAUAAGUUGCAAAGAUAGUGGCAAUAUUGAUUGGCGAGAGAUACAGCUAAAUGCCAAAAUUAGUCAAAUUGAACAACAUUUCAAUAAAGGAAAUGUAAUGGAAGGAAUUCGAGAAGGCGACGAAGCGAUUAGUUUUAGCAAGGAAGCUCUGUUAUAUUUCAGGCAAUAUCAGCGAACACGAUUUUUGAUAUAUUUGUCGAUAAUGUGGCUCGGCUGGAUAGUUGUGUUAUUCCUGAAAAUAGCCGGCAUAAAGCGUCGAAAUUUGCAAAUUCCUCUAUUGCGAUUCAUAAACUUUGGAUUCGCAAGUUUACUCAUAAUAACGUUAGUUGGACAUUUAGUGUCCGAUUGCAGCAACUGGAGAUUACCGUGCUACGCGUCCUUCGCCAUAAUAUCCGUGUGGCUUGCAGUCGCUGCCAUAAUUGUGUGGACGCCGGUGUACGUAAAAAGGAACAGCAAGAAGCUUUUUAUAGAUAUCGGGGGCACCCUGUUUUUAUUAGUGAUACUGUUUGUUGGACUGACAUAUAGGUUUGCUCUCAGCAUAGGAAUAUUAUCUACCAUAUUGAUACGAAAAGCGAAGUCGAAAAGUGUACCGACUCUUAUGAUUUGGACGUCCAUAGCGCUGUGUGUAUUCCCACUACUGCCAGUCGUAGAGCCAUAUCCACGCGUCUACAUUGUAAUAAUCGGCGUAUGUAUUGCAAUGUCAGUAAUGAUUGUCAAUGAAACAUCGUUGAGUCGAAGAAUAAUGGAGAUUCUACGCUUAAUCGUUACAAGCCUUGUGUAUACGGAGUUUAUCGAUGGUAAACACUGGAUAUCCUGGAUCAUCUUGCUGACUACACCCUUGUGCAUUUGGUGUUAUCCAGCAGAGACUCAAAGAAGAACGCUGGGCGUAAUGUUGGGAUUCUUCUGCCCGCUCACGCUAUUAUCUGCAUCUUACGAGCCGCUCUUCUUCCUGACACUUACGGUCAAUUUAUUUUGUUGGUUGCGAGUCGCUCCAAUUACUUCAAAGAGCUCAGGAGAUACACAAAAGAUCACGAAAGACUUGUUCAAAGCGGCGUUUUUUAUGUUGUAUAUACUAUUGUGCUUUUUCGGCACAGGUAAUAUGGCAAGCAUCAGCUCGUUUGAUCCAUCGUGGACACGUCACUUCGUCACCGUCUUCUCCCCGUUUUUAAUGACGUCUUUGAUACUCUUUAAACUUAGUAUUCCUUUAAUAUUAGUCGGAUGCGCGAGCUACGCUCUGGAGUCAGAAGAAUAUAAGAAACCUAUUUCUUUAGCUAUUCUCUUUUUAGGUGACUGCUUGUCGCUGCCUUUAAUGUAUUGCGUCACGCCGUACGGGAGCUGGCUCGACAUCGGUAGCGCUAUCAGUAAAUUUAUUAUCGCUAUCUCUCUUCCGUGUCUCUUUGUACUGUUACGAUGCCUCUCACGACCGUUGAUGAGCCUGUACUUAGAACGAUUUUGGAUCAACCUACUGCCUCAAAAGUCGCAUAUCGUAUAGAUUUUAAUAUGUAUGAAAAGUAAGUCAAUUUUUUAUUAGCUUUUCAGUGGACCAAAGCAGAGAGUGAUUAUUUAAAUUGUACAUUAUUUAGGAUGUACAUAACUUAUUUAUAGAUAAUUACUUUGAGACUGAAUUAACGGGUUACAAUGAAAUUUAGUCUGAAGCAAUUUUAGGUUUUACAGAGCGUUAAAUAAAUGAACUAUUCGAAAUACCUAUUCAUAUAUUUGUCACUACUAGUAUGUUGAGAUGUAUAUAUAAGUAAACAAAUGCAUUUCUAUGUGUGUGUGUAUAUAUAUAUGUA